Messenger RNA from Carica papaya (papaya), 2788 nucleotides. RefSeq lists its product as uncharacterized. NCBI's taxonomy places the organism in Eukaryota, Viridiplantae, Streptophyta, Magnoliopsida, Brassicales, Caricaceae. The record is from RefSeq and is a predicted model, not a curated record. Gene Ontology annotation, molecular function: DNA binding. Gene Ontology annotation, biological process: regulation of DNA-templated transcription.
UAAAAAAGGAAAAGAAAAGGAAGAAAAGGUUUUUGUCUGCUUAUCAUUUUCUUUUUUGAAGUUUACAAUUAUUAUUACUUGCAGGAAUUUUGUGGGUGAUGAAUUGAUAAUAAGAAGAAGAAUUUGCUCCCCCCCCCAUGAAUAUGAUAGAUUUCAGAUGCAUCCUCUUCUUCACGCUUUUGAAAUUGGUACUACCCGUACGCUGUAAGUACUGAUUUCUGCAAAAGCUGAAUCCAUGGCUACGUACUUUCAUGGAAGCUCAGAAAUUCAACCUGCUAAUGACGGAUUACAAACUCUCUACCUCGUGAAUCCAACUUACUUACCUUACUCUUCAGUUCCCAGCUUCAACGCCGCCGGAAACUCGCUCACGCUCACCAACAUUCCCCACGCGCCGCCGUCUUCUCACCCUCAUCUUACUAGCAUCCACCUUCCCACUUCACCUCCCGUCAUGGGUCCCACCAAUUCCGACGACCCCCUUCGAUCUUCAGGCCUCCACGCCGUCAGCCUCUACAACUUGUGCGUCGGCGUGGACCAAAACUCCGGACAGAUCACAGUUCCAACUGGUGGCGGCCAUGAUGAGUUUUACCGGCGGUUUUAUCCGCCGGUGGUAUCUCCCACAUGGCAAGGCCUGUCGCUUAGCUUGUCGUCAGAGCAGGUGUCUACUUACAGGUCAAGCAGCAGCAACGUUGAUAUGCAAGGGCAGUCCUCGUCGUCGACGACGGCGAGUUUUCCGGCAGUGUCGAACGGGUUUUCCGGUGUGCAUGGCGUCGCGUUGGGAUCUAAGUUCUUGAGGGCUGCACAGGAGCUGCUUGAUGAAGUUGUUAACGUGGGGAAAAUAAUAAAGUUCGAUCAACCAAUUACCAACGGGAUGAUUAAAGAGAAGAUGAAGGAAUCCACUGCCGGCGAAGUAGCCGGUUCCGGGAGUGAAGCUAUCGGCAAUGGACAUCAUUAUAAGCCUGCGAGCGAGCUCACCACAGCAGAAAGGCAGGAGCUGAAGAUGAAGAAGACGAAGCUUCUUAACAUGCUUGAACAGAUUGAGGAAAGAUACAAGCAGUACCAGCAGCAAAUGCAGACUGUGGUUUCUUGUUUCGAGCAGAUUGCAGGGUUGGAUUCUGCGAAAUCAUACACUGGACUUGGUUUGCAAACAAUAUCAAAGCGAUUCAGGUGUCUUAAAGAUGCAAUAUCAGUUCAAGUCAAGGCCACAAGCAAGAGUUUAGAAGACGAAGAAGAUUGGUUAUCAGGAGCUACAACGACGUCGUUUAAGGUUGAAGCUGGCUACUCCAAAUUAAGGUACAUUGAUCACCAGCUUCGCCAACAGCGGGCACUGCAACAGAUCGGUGUGGUCCGAAACAAUGCCUGGAGAUCCCAGAGAGGAUUGCCUGAACGAGCUGUAUCUGUUCUUCGAGCUUGGCUUUUCGAGCAUUUCCUUCACCCGUAUCCCAAGGAUUCAGAUAAAAUUGUGCUAGCAAAACAAACAGGGCUUACAAGGAGUCAGGUAUCAAACUGGUUUAUAAAUGCUCGAGUUCGGCUAUGGAAACCUAUGGUUGAGGAGAUGUACAUGGAAGAAAUCAAAGAGAAAAAGCCAAAGAAUCUUGAUGAUGAAGAUCAGAAGAAUUCAACCAAUAAUCAUCAUGAACACAAAAAGUAUGAAUAUUCACUUCCUUCCCCACAGAACCAAAUUUAUAAUGAUAUUGUUGAAGAAUCAAAACAAGAGAUCAAAAACCAGUUUUCAUCAAACUCCACCAUGUCCAGAUCUCUUCACCAGCACCAAACCAGCUUCAUCAACCUCGUUGGAUCCUCGGAUUAUCGUGUCGAACCGGCCAGAAUUAAUAGUACUAAAGCUGCUGAUAAUGAUGAUAAUCAGAUCAGGAGUAGUACUACAAAGAAACAAAGGAUAUUGAGUCAUGAAUUGCAGAAUUCCCCAAGCCGUAAGAUAGUACUAUCAAGUGGGAUAGAAAUGAAGCAAAUUAUAACUAGUGGUAAUGGGGGAAUGAAUCUUUCAAAGUUUGGAGAUGGUGAUGAUGAUGAUGAUGAUAAUGACGAUGAUGAUGAUGAUGAUCAGAAUCUGAUCAACGGUUCAGGUGGGUUUGGUGGGUAUAUCAAUUUAAUGGAUCAGCAGUUGAGUACACCAAGAUUAAUCCAUGGAAAAUCUAAUGGUAUUUCUCUAACUCUUGGCCCUCCUCCCCAUUGUGAGAGUAUAUCUCUCUCAGGAAACCUAAAUAGUUUUCCCUCUAACCAGCUGCACAUCAGAAGAUUAGAAUUGGGAAAUGGUGAUGAUCAGCCUGAUUUCUGUUGGAAUUGAUUAAUUAAUUGGUGACGAUUAAUUCAUUUUGGCAAAAAGUUGAGAUGAGAUCGAAGUAGGAAACAAGGAUUUAGGUUUGUUCAUGAGAUAUCUUGUGAUCAACUUGCAGAGCUUCCAAUUAAGGAAGAUGACUAACUGCGGCAAGAAAGGAUGGAUUUAGCUGCGGUUUUUUUGUGGUGUAUAUAUAUAUAUGUGUGUGUGUAUAUAUACAUAUAUAUAUAUAUAUGCCAAAUGACUUGAUGCAAUAUAUAUGAUAGCAGAUACAAGAUGCAUGUCAUACCGAUCAAGCAUGUAUGUGUUUGAUGUAAAGAAAGAAAGACAAGCUGGUACAGCUACUAGCUUUACAUACAUUAUAUACAUAUAUUGCCUAGAUAAUAUAUGUGUAGUUUACGUAAUUGGAUGAGUCUAAUUAGACGUUGAGUUUAUAUAUGGGCUUGGGGAUUGUAUAGUGUUUUUGAUUAUGAGACUGUAGAUAGAUUGAUAAAA